AUGUGGGAUUUAAGUGGGUAUCAGGACGCUGUUGUGUGGUGUGCCAAUCGAGAUCAUCCCAUUGGAGACAAUGCAACACUUCAUCUUACAUCAGAACAAGGUUUGGUAUUAAGGGAUGUAGAUGGAAAUUUGGUGUGGUCAACCAAAACCUCGAACCUUUCAGUUAGGUCUAUCCAUUUGCAAGACGAUGGGAAUUUGGUCCUUUUGGACGCAAAAGGGAAUAGCAUCUGGGAGUCAUUUGAUAACCCAACCGACACUUUACUGGAUGUUAGGCAUGGUCUUCCCGUAGGACAUAGAUUAACAUCCAGCAAAUCAACUUCAGAUUAUUCCGCUGGGAUGUAUUGUGUUAAAUGGGAAUCUGAUGGUCUUCAUGCUUAUGUUGAUUUGAAUCCUCCACAAGAAUAUAGAUUCUUGGAGUAUAGUACCUACCACGACAUAGUAUUCCAAAGUUUAUACUAUGCUAGUUAUGAUGGUUUUAAUCUAAGUUAUAUGCUUCUUACUGCCACUGGACGCCUAAAAUGGAUCAACUGGAAUCAAAGCGACUGGAAUCAAAGCGCUCCCAUUAUUGAUUAUUUUGAAGAUGUGAAGUUUGGUGAUUGUGCCUACCCAAGAACUUGUGGAAACUACGGGAUUUGCGUAAAUAAAACUGAGUGCGGUUGUCCAAUGGAGACUGAUGAAGGUGGCGUGCUUUAUUUCCAGCCAAUUAACGCAUUUAAUUCCUCUUUAGGAUGUAGUCUUGUUAAUCCUCUAGCUUGUCCCGACAAAGACCUCCAUUAUUUCUUACAGCUUGAAAAUAUUGACUACUUCGAUUCUACUCCAUCGCUCACAGGAACAGAUAUUCAGAGUUGCAAAAGUGCAUGUUUACAAGAGUGUUCCUGCAAAGCUGUCAUCUUUCAUUACCAUAAUGAUACCUCAUUUGGUAAUUGUACACUACCUUCAGAGAUUCUCACUUUGAAGGAUACUGGAGGAAGACAUAAUGUCGUUACAUUAAUCAAAAUGCAAAAGAAAACUUCAUCGCACAGAAUAUUAGUACUUUCCGUUUCUGCUGGCUUGAUAGUCUUGGUGUUGGUUACUGGAGUAUUUGUUUUUGUGUUUAUGAAAAAGAGAAACAGAGCGAAAGACUUUGAUUGUUCCAAUGACGUUUUUGUUGAUACAGUAAAGCGGUUUUCUUUUGAAGCACUAAAAUUGGCAACCCAAGACUUCCAAACAAAGCUUGGUCGAGGAGGAUUUGGAUCAGUUUUUGAAGGUACACUAGAUGAUGGAACAAAAGUUGCUGUGAAACGCCUAGAUUCAUUAAGCCAAGGGAGGAAGGAAUUCCUGGCAGAGGUCAAUACAUUUGGCAGCGUACACCACUUCAACUUAGUGAGGUUGCUCGGAUUUUGUGAUGAUGGAUUGAAUAGACUUCUUGUCUACGAAUACAUGUGUAAUGGGUCACUUGAAAAGUGGAUCUUCAACCAAGACGUAUCACUAGCACUUACCUGGAGUGUACGCCAAAAGAUUAUUAAUGGUGUGGCUGCGGGACUUGAAUACCUACAUACACACUGCAAACAAAAUGUGAUCCAUUUUGAUAUCAAACCUCAGAAUAUACUCCUAGACAAAGACUUCAACAUCAAGAUUUCUGAUUUCGGCUUAGCAAAAAUGGUUGACCGUGAUCAAAGCCAAGUUAUGACCAUGGUAAGGGGGACACCGGGAUAUAUGGCUCCAGAGAUGGUUACUGGUCGUGCCAUCUCAGUUAAGGUCGACGUCUACAGCUUUGGAGUUCUUGUCCUAGAAAUUGUGUGUGGCCGUAAGAAUUUUGGUUCAUCGGAAGGUGAUUGUCUCACUAACUUGGUGAAGGUGAAGGCUGAUGAGGAUCAACUCUCUGAUCUAAUCGACGAGCACGGGGAAGAUAUGCAACAACACAAGGGAGAAGCUGUGAAGAUGAUGAAGAUUGCAAUAUGGUGCUUGCAGCCUCACUUCAUCAGGCCAACUAUGUCAAUGGUGGUGAAAGUUUUACAGGACCUUCCAAACAUGGAAGCCUUGAGUGAUCUCAGUUACUUAACUAUGGUCCAAGAAGCUGCUCCAGCGGAGACAAAUUAUGAAUUUUCAGUCCGCCCGACAGAGUCACUUUUGUCUGGACCGCGUUAAUCUGCAGCUAGUCCUAUCUCGAGUUUCUUAGCUGCACUUGUGGCAGCAUUAGAACUCUACACUAUCUUCUAUGGAUGUCAUCAGAACUCUACACUAUCUUCUAUGUUUUUUCAGGUAAAUCAAAUAGCCAUAGCUCUUGCUUGUACCAGUUCGUCUUCCUAUUUAUGUAUUCUCAAUACAAUAAAUUAAUGUACUGCUGAAAACUAGCAUCUGCUUACUUAAUCUGUAUUCUAUGCUUCCAUCUGUUUAAUCAGUAAUCUAUACUUCUAUCUGUUUAAUCUGUAUUCUAUGCUUCAACUCGUAUCUCUUUUUUUGCGCCCUUCUUGUUUUUAAAGAUUGUGUAAUUAACAACAAAAUUUCAGGUAAUAAUUAUGAAAUCCAACUAUCAAAGUUAUUUAGGUUGGUUAACCAUUCAGGUUAUGAAUUCUCCGAUCAAUGAAGAUUUAAAAAACCAAUGAUCAAAAAGUAUGUAUUCUUAUUUCCUAUACAACACUAAAAAUCUUAAUAGUUAGGAUCCAUAUCAAAUAGACAGAGAGUAAACUUUGCUGAAUUAAAAAAAAUAGCAUUUGGCACAUAACAACAUACAUAUUCUCAUAUUUCUGAAUUACAAUCAUUAUCUUU
This is a messenger RNA of Chenopodium quinoa (quinoa), 2748 nucleotides long. RefSeq names its product G-type lectin S-receptor-like serine/threonine-protein kinase At2g19130. Gene Ontology annotation, molecular function: ATP binding; protein serine/threonine kinase activity. NCBI's taxonomy places the organism in Eukaryota, Viridiplantae, Streptophyta, Magnoliopsida, Caryophyllales, Amaranthaceae. Gene Ontology annotation, biological process: protein phosphorylation. The record is from RefSeq and is a predicted model, not a curated record. The transcript has 2 exons. Bases 1 to 2127 code for a protein of 708 amino acids.